Messenger RNA from Diceros bicornis minor, 1506 nucleotides. RefSeq names its product NADH:ubiquinone oxidoreductase subunit A5 (gene NDUFA5). Bases 37 to 387 code for a protein of 116 amino acids. The record is from RefSeq and is a predicted model, not a curated record. The transcript is spliced from 5 exons. Gene Ontology annotation, biological process: respiratory electron transport chain. NCBI's taxonomy places the organism in Eukaryota, Metazoa, Chordata, Mammalia, Perissodactyla, Rhinocerotidae.
CAGAGGGCCGCGCGUUCUCGGCUGGUCGGCGCUGUCAUGGCGGGCGUGCUGAAGAAGACCACUGGCCUUGUGGGAUUGGCUGUAUGUGAGAGUCCGCACGAGAGGUUAAGAAUAUUGUACACAAAGAUUCUUGAUGUUCUUGAACAAAUCCCUAAAAAUGCAGCAUAUAGAAAGUAUACGGAACAGAUUACAAAUGAGAAGCUGGGUGUGGUUAAAGCGGAACCAGAUGUUCAAAAAUUAGAAGACAAACUUCAGGGUGGCCAAAUAGAAGAGGUGAUUCUUCAGGCUGAAAAUGAACUAAGUCUGGCGAGAAAAAUGGUACAGUGGAAACCAUGGGAGCCUUUAGUGGAGGAACCUCCUGUCAACCAGUGGAAAUGGCCAAUAUAAUCAGCAUUAAAUGACUUGUGUGUUGAUGGGCAACUGAUGUAAUUAAAUGUUCUAUUAAAAAUAUUAAUGUAUAUUAAAAACAUUAAAAAUGUUUCCAUAUUAUUGACAUAAUCAAGAAAACUGAUACAGAACAUAUUUAGGAGACUUGUUCAAAUUGAUGAUUAUGGUAAUAGGGCCUUGUGAAUCACUUUUUGAUUUAUAAAGCAUCCAUUCAAAUUAUUUCAAAGGUGAUAUUUUUUUAAACAGAGGUUGUGGGAAGAUUUGAAAGUUAGUUGGAAAAAUUCCUAUAGAUUUUCAAUGCAGAGGCCGUAUUUGAAAGGUGAAGUAUUUUUAGUAGUAUUUCAAACACAUAAUUUUUUUUAUUCUGAAAAAAACAGAAAAGCUACUUAAUUAUUAUUGUUGUUUAAACAAAUUUAUAGGUUACUGUUUGAAGUGAAAUAGUAAAAAUCAUCAAAUUAGAAUUCAUUAUACACUUGAGGAAAUUGAUUUGGUAUUUGAAAGAAAGAUUUCUUAUUUAUAGUGGUAGUUGGAAAAACUUUUUCUUUUGUCUCAUUUAAGGAAGUUAGCUUUCUGGCCCUAGCCUUUAGUUUUCUUGAUCAACCAAACUACAUUAGGAUAGAGAUGGAAUUUCUAUAAAAGAAGAGAGAUUAAGAGUUCUUAAAGUUUAUCCAGCAUAUGGCUAGGCUUAUAUUCAAAAUAUCUUGGUCAGAUGGUUGUAUCUUCAAAGUAGAAUCACUAAGUAGUUUUCACUAAAUUUCCAGCAUGAGUGCAGCUGGGUAUCAAAGAAGAGAAAUGCUGUUCAAAGAAAGAAGCAGUUGGCAAGCUUAUGGUUAAACAAAAAAAAUUACUUUUCAUAUGUCCUCACCUUUUCUUUCUAGCCCCCUACCAUUUUUAAAUACUUAUAUUUGAUAUUUAUCUUCAAAGAUAACCCUUUUGUUUUUGUGUAUAUAUAUAUAUAUGUGUGCAUGUGCGUGUGUGUUUUGCUAUCUCUUGUGGCAAAGCAGAAUCUUUCAGAAUUUUCAGAAUAGGAAAAAAAAUUGUAUUUUUCUUUUUUCCAAUGUAUUUCUACCCUUAUAGAGCUGUAAAUUGAAUGCUAAAUAAAUGUUAAAUUGAAGCGGA